Molecule: messenger RNA, 2406 nt
Organism: Hirundo rustica (Barn swallow)
Lineage: Eukaryota; Metazoa; Chordata; Aves; Passeriformes; Hirundinidae
Gene: WBP2NL
Product: WBP2 N-terminal like
Exons: 8
Coding region: 63-923 (286 amino acids)
Biological process (GO): positive regulation of DNA-templated transcription
Cellular component (GO): nucleus
Molecular function (GO): transcription coactivator activity; chromatin DNA binding
Source: RefSeq, a predicted model, not a curated record
GGCAGCGUUUGGUUCGAUGUCACUGCCGCCGCCGGCGCGGGGGCGGGGCCAUCGGGGCAAAGAUGGCGCUGAACAGGAACCACUCGCAGGAGGGUGGUGUCAUCAUCCCCAAUGCCGAGAGUGUCCUCAAACAGUGUAAGGAUGUGGAGCUCUCCUUCAGUGAUGUGACAGGCAAGCCUGAAAUCUUCAAAGGCACCAAGAAAGGAGUGUUGUAUCUCACCCCUUACAGGAUGAUCUUUGUGUCCAAGGGCAAGGAUCCUAUGCUGUCUUUCAUGAUGCCGUUUUAUUUGGUGAAAGGAUGCUCCAUUGAGCAGCCUGUUUUCUCUGCUAAUUACAUCAAAGGACAGAUCCAGGCUGAGGCUGGAGGUGGCUGGGAAGGGCAGGGGACAUUUAAACUGACUUUCAACAGUGGAGGAGCCAUUGAGUUUGGACAGCUGAUGUUGAAAGCUGCUUCUGCUGCUUCCAGUGGCGUUCCUCUGCAGAACCCUGGUUAUGGAUACACGCCUGUUCCCGGAGGAUAUGCACCCACUCUGCCUGCCCCUGGGGGCUACUCACCUGUGCCAGGAGGCUACGCUGCCCCACCGCUACCGAACGGAUCUUAUCCCUAUGCACCACCUCCAGUGAAUGCCUACGGACCUGCUCCACAGCCCAUGGGAUAUCCAUACGCCCAGACUCCAGGUAUUUACCCACCACUUCCAAACGUGAACCCCAUGUACAUGCCAUCUCCACCACCCUACUCUGGGGCACCUCCUGCAGCACCCUCAGCUCCCCCAGUCUGGGUGAGCCCAGGAAUGCCAGGAGGCAGUAAGGCCGUGGAAGCUGCUUCUAGUGCAUAUUACAACCCUGCCAACCCACACAAUGUGUACAUGCCCAUGGAUCAGCCGCCUCCUUAUGCACCUCCUGAGGAUAAGAAGAACAACUAACAGAAGGAAAUUGCAGCUAGCCUCCCACAUUCUCUCUCCCUGAAGACUCUUUGGCUGUUAGUACCCCUCAAGUUAGCAUAUCUCUAGAUCUCUGUCUACAAUAUAGUGCUGAGCGGCUGAGCACCUGCCCUCUUUAAACAUUGAGUCAGUGGCAAUACAAGGCAGGACAACAGCACUUUCCUACUUACUUGCUUUAUUUCUUGGGGUUGAAGGACUAACUUUUGCCCUGCCGUUGGUUUCAGGAGAGAGAUGGACUUCUUAUUAUUAAACUGUAUCACAUGACUAAUCUAGGACUAAAAUGUGAAGGCUCUGGGAUCUUGUUGUGGUAGAACAACUUGGAAUGCCAAACUUUUGACUUCUGAAGCCUGUCCAGGAAGAAAGGUGUAGAGAGCUGUGGGGUUCCCUGAGGAUCCUCAGGUGCGCUAGAAAGGCGUUAAAUUUCCUUAAAUUCUAGGGCAGUUCAGUGUGAGAUGGGACUUUGGAAAUCCUGUAUUGCGUUGGAAGUGUGUGGCAUCCUGGACUAACCGUUGAGGGGUGAUGACCCUGAGAAGUGCAUUUGAAGAGGUGCUGAAGCAUUUGGCUGCACAAGAGGGAAGGGGAUGGGUCCCAGUCAACCUGUCUUUGUAGCCAUUGAAUAGAGACAAAAACAGAGGUGUGCCUCAGGGCAGUGAGAUCAUAGACUGGUAGGCCUAUGAAGAUCACUGUCUUUUCCCUGUCUGAGCACGCCCCAUAUCUGUGCAAGGAUUCUGUGUCAAGCAGCUGUGUAAUGGAGUCAAGUGCUGCAUGCCUUGGAGUAAAAUGUUACAUUAGGCAGAUGACCUGGAACUAGCUUUAUCAGGAGACAAGUCCUGCAGCCCUGGCUCCCCCUGCUGAGCAAGCUUGCACUAUGUGCUACUUCCGUAGGGGAGAACUGGCCUUCAUGUUUUCCUUCAGCUGCUGGAGCCAAGCUGUGUGUGCCCACGUCUGAGCAACCAACACGGGCAGGUGGGCACUGUAAUUCAAGAGUUGGUUGCUCACAGGUGCAAUGCCCUCAGCUGGGAACUGCUGUCUGGAUGGGGUUACUAAUGCUCGGCUCUCUUGCAGAGACUGGCUGCUCAGCCACCUUUCCUUUUUCCUUAGGACGUAGUGCCGUUAAACUUGCUCUGAAGAGUCUCUGUUCUGGUGGAGAGCUUUGUGAUCCUUUAUAUAUAGGGUGAUUGUACUUCUUCUUACAGCCUCCCUACCUUCACAAGGAGGGGUAAGGAGUGUUUUCCCUCUUCACUAUACGGCAGGGCUCUCCUGCAAGUCAGGUUUGCACAACUUAAAAGUAUGAAUUUCUAAAGCAGUUCCACAUGGGGGGGUGUAAGUUUCCUUAUCGAUAAAUACUUUUUCUGACUUAGAGAUAUUCUAACAACUCUGUAUUUAAAAAAAAAAAUCAACCAUGAAUGUUUGUAACUUUUUGAAUUGCACUUUAAUACAGGAGUGUUGAUAUCUUUAUCUGGCA